UUCACGGAUUCUUAAGACAAGUUAAAGCAAUCAAGCGGUCUGAUAAGUCAAUAUUCGGUAGCUCUUGCUAAGAUUUAGUCAUGUGAUCCCAGGUGUCUUUGUUUGAAAACCAUUCAAGCUUGUCAUAUGUGUCUUGGUGGCAGAUGUGUUUCAUUGUGUAUUGGUGACAUUAUCAUGACGUGGCGUAAAAAUAUCUAUCUUGAAGCACAUGUAUUCUUAUGAAGUUACUCUGGUUUUGUGCAUGACAAGUAUAAGGAAAAUAUGUAAAAGUGAAAUCAUUCUUUCUUUUAGGAAUGCAUGAUUAUAUUUAGUGAUAUGGGUACAAAUUGAAACAUAUAAAAGCCAAACAUGGAUGAGUACAUACAUGAAUAUGAAUACUCUCUGGUUCCUAAGUUUGAUCCUGAUGAAUAUGAUCCAGAGGAAGAUGGAUACUUUGAGUUUUUGCCAGAGGACACAAUGGGAAUGACUGUGACCUCUGGCAUUGUCACAUUACAAAAGGACUCCCAAAACUUGAUAGGCAUUAGCAUUGGUGGUGGGGCACCGUUUUGUCCCUGUCUGUACGUGGUGCAAAUUUUCGACAACACUCCUGCAGCCAAGGAUGGAACUCUAGCCUCAGGGGAUGAAAUUGUGGCCGUUAAUGGACAGACAGCAAAAGGUCGAACGAAAGUGGAGGUGGCCAAAAUGAUCCAGUCAAUCAAGGGUGAAGUAUCUAUUUCUUACAAUAAACUUCAUGCUGAUCCAAAACAAGGGAAAUCACUGGAUAUUGUAUUGAAGAAAGUGAAACACCGAGUUGUGGAGAAUAUGAGUUCCAACACGGCUGAUGCCUUGGGUCUUAGCAGAGCAAUUCUGUGCAAUGAUGGAUUAGUGAAGAAAUUAGAUGAACUGGAAAAAGUAGCAGACACCUACAAAGGAUUAAUAGAUCACACCAAGAAACUGCUGAAAGCCACCUUUGAACUUUCCCAAUCACAUAAAGCCUUUGGAGAAGUAUUUAGUUCUAUUGGAGUGAGGGAACCCCAGCCAGCAGCCAGCGAGGCCUUCACAAAGUUUGGGGAGGCACACAGAAAUAUGGAGAGAUUCGCUAUCAAAAUGCUAAGGACAGUCAAGCCGAUGAUAAGUGACUUGAACACCUACUUAAACAAAGCAGUACCUGACACUAGACUGACCAUAAAAAAAUACCUAGAUGUCAAGUUUGAAUAUUUGGCCUAUUGUCUGAAGGUGAAGGAGAUGGAUGAUGAAGAAUACAGUUAUGCUGCAUUACAAGAGCCGCUGUAUCGAGUGGAAACAGGGAACUAUGAAUACAGACUAGUUCUUAGAUGCAGACAGGAUGCUAGGGUGCGAUUUGCCAAGAUGAGAUCUGAUGUGUUGGUGAAAAUUGAACUGUUGGAUCAAAAGCAUGUACAAGACAUCGUGUUCCAGCUUCAGAGAUUUGUGUCAGCGAUGGCCAAAUAUCACAAUGACUGUCACACAGUGAUGAAGGAAGCCGUGGUCUUCCCAAUAGAGGUGGACCUCUCACGGGGAACAUUUACUUACGAUACAAGUAAUCAGUUUAAUGAUGGCGAAGAUGAAGAAGAAGAGGAAGAAGUUGAAGAGGCCCCAGAGAGGGUGAAUGAGAGUCAAAUGGGGGAUCUCAUAAGUACUGACUGAAACAAAAUUACAUUUAGAUAAAAGCUCAUUUGUCAUUAGACUGCAGCCAGUGUGCAAAACGUCAUGUAAUUUAAACUACAGCAAGUGUUGUGCAAUUUUACCUGGUGUCAUUGAAUAUCAUGAUCUAGGAAGUCUCUUAUUUAGAUCCGAGUUUUCCCUUAUUGGUGCCCCUCGUUGUUAAGCAUGAGAAGACGUCACAGAUAAUGUUGAUAAAUGUAAACGCGUUUGACAAAAACCCAGCUGUUUUCUGUAAACAAUAGUUGCAUUUGCACAAUAAAAAAUGCUGUGACUUUUGACGGGCUGCAGUACAGUCAUUGCAUUAUGACUGACAGGAAGUGAUUGAAAGGGCAAUCCUACAUGUACAGCUUCCUGUAUGGGAAAAUAUUUAAUUUUUAUUCCGUACAUUCCAGUGGCAAUUAAUGUAUGACACAUUUUUGUUAUUUUGUUUAUCUAAAUUUUAUGAUUUAUUAUAUUUUGUUUUACAUCUUGUUAUGUGAACUUUCUGUUGUGAAUCUCAAAGUUUUGAAAAUGAAAUCCAAUUUGCAAGAAAUUCCAAAGUUAUUUACUGGUAUAAAUCUUGUUAUGAAAUAUGUUUAUUUAUGUAGCAUAAUUGUUGUGCAAUAAACUAAAUCAGGACUCUC
Molecule: messenger RNA, 2285 nt
Organism: Magallana angulata
Lineage: Eukaryota; Metazoa; Mollusca; Bivalvia; Ostreida; Ostreidae
Product: PRKCA-binding protein-like
Exons: 10
Coding region: 349-1644 (431 amino acids)
Biological process (GO): receptor clustering; regulation of Arp2/3 complex-mediated actin nucleation; intracellular protein transport
Cellular component (GO): postsynaptic early endosome; neuron projection; trans-Golgi network membrane
Molecular function (GO): phospholipid binding; protein kinase C binding; protein domain specific binding
Source: RefSeq, a predicted model, not a curated record